GAGAGCUGAGAAAACAACACUGGAGCAGAGGAAGAAGCAACAUGGGAGAGCUUUGUGUCCGCUCUGUGCUGGUGACUGGGGCCAACAGGGGCAUCGGCCUGGGGCUCAUCCAGCAUCUGCUGGGGUUGCCAAAACCUCCCCAGUGGGUGUUUGCAACCUGUCGGGACCCCAAGGGACAGCGAGCACAGGAAUUACAGAAUUUGGCCUCCAAACAUCGCAACCUGGUCAUCAUCCCUCUCGAAGUUGCCAACCCUGCCAGCAUCAAGGCAGCUGCAGCCAAAGUUGGGGAGCACCUAGGGGGCUCUGGGCUGAACCUUCUAAUCAACAAUGCUGGAAUUGUCAAGAUAACCUUGCUUGAAAAUGAGACACUGGAAGACAUGACCGAGACUUACACCACUAACACAGUUGGGCCUCUGCUGAUGGGCCAGGCGUUCCUGCCCUUGCUGAAGAAGGCUGCCCAGGGGAGCCCAGGCUCAGGGCUGAGCUGCAGCAAGGCAGCCAUUGUCAACAUGUCCAGCAUUGCUGGCUCCAUCAGUUCUCUUUAUGCUUGGGAGGAGAUGCAAGUUACCUCGUACCGCUGCAGCAAGGCUGCUCUGAACAUGCUGAACAAGUGUCAGUCCCUGGCAUACAAGGAGCACGGGGUCCUCUGUCUCGCUCUCCACCCUGGCUGGGUGCAAACUGACCUGGGCAGCUCUGCUGGACACACGCCCCCCGUGACAGUGGAUGCCAGCGUGAAAGGGAUGCUGAAGGUGCUCUCCUCCAUCUCUGAGAAGGACACUGGCACCUUCCUGGACUGGGAAGGGAAGGUCGUGCCCUGGUGAAAUGCCAGUUCAGGAUCCUGGCAGCCGUGGGGACCUUUGUCACUGCUCCCACCUGCCCCUCAUCCUCA
Manacus vitellinus (golden-collared manakin) is the source of this 889-nucleotide messenger RNA. Its product is annotated as C-factor. Lineage: Eukaryota; Metazoa; Chordata; Aves; Passeriformes; Pipridae. The transcript has 6 exons. The coding region runs from base 42 to 821 and encodes 259 amino acids. The record is from RefSeq and is a predicted model, not a curated record.